GCCGCACGUCCGAGCAGUGCUCAGCGGACUGGAGCGGUACCGUCAUGGCGGCCGAUGCCGCUGCUCUGGAGCCUCUGGUCACGGGUCUGUACGACGCGCAGGCUUUCAAGUUCGGGAACUUCGUGCUGAAGAGCGGGCUCCGCUCCCCGGUGUAUAUCGACUUGCGAGGCAUCGUGUCUCGGCCUCGUCUUCUCAGCCAGGUUGCAGAUAUCUUAUUCCACACUGCCCAAAAUGCAGGCAUCAGUUUUGACACUGUCUGUGGAGUGCCAUACACAGCUCUGCCACUGGCUACAGUUAUCUGUUCAACCAAUCAAAUUCCGAUGCUCAUUAGAAGAAAAGAAACCAAGGAUUAUGGUACUAAACGUCUUGUAGAAGGAGCUGUUAAUCCUGGAGAAACCUGUCUAGUCAUUGAAGAUGUUGUCACCAGCGGCUCUAGUAUUUUGGAAACUGUUGAGGUGCUUCGGAAGGAGGGCCUAAAGGUGACCGACGCCAUAGUCCUGCUAGACCGCGAGCAGGGAGGCCGGGACGAGCUGCGGGCCCGCGGGAUCCGCCUGCACUCAGUGUGCACGUUGUCCCAGGUGCUAGAGGUUCUUGAGCAGCAGAAAAAGAUUGAUGCUGAGAUGGUUGCGAGAGUGAAGAGAUUCAUUGAGGAGAAUGUUUUCACGUCAUCGCAUCAUAAUGGUUCUCUCUCUCCUGAAAAGAAGGCACCUCAAGAACUCAGCUUUGGAGCACGCGCAGAGCUGCCUGGGAUCCACCGCAUGGCCGCAAGGCUUCUUAGGCUUAUGCAAAAGAAGGAGACCAAUCUGUGUCUGUCUGCAGAUGUCUCAGAGGCCAGAGAGCUGUUGCAGCUUGCAGAUGCCUUAGGACCCAGCAUUUGCAUGCUCAAGACUCAUGUAGAUAUUCUGGAUGAUUUUACCCCAGAUGUGACGAAGGAGUUGACAGCUCUGGCAAAACGCCAUGAGUUCUUAAUAUUUGAAGACAGGAAGUUUGCUGAUAUAGGAAAUACAGUAAAAAAGCAGUAUGAAGGUGGUAUCUUUAAAAUAGCUUCCUGGGCAGAUCUGGUAAAUGCCCAUGUGGUGCCAGGCUCAGGCGUCGUGAAAGGCCUGCAGGAAGUGGGCCUGCCUUUGCAUCGGGGCUGCCUGCUCAUUGCAGAAAUGAGCUCUGCCGGCUCCUUGGCCACUGGGGACUACACCAAAGCAGCAGUUGGAAUGGCUGAGGAGCAUUGUGAAUUUGUUAUUGGUUUUAUUUCUGGAUCCCGAGUAAGCAUGAAGCCAGAAUUUCUUCACUUGACUCCAGGAGUUCAGUUAGAAACAGGAGGAGAUCAUCUUGGCCAACAGUACAAUAGCCCCCAAGAAGUUAUUGGCAAAAGAGGUUCUGAUAUCAUCAUUGUAGGCCGGGGCAUACUUUCAGCAGCUAACCGCCUAGAGGCAGCUGAGAUGUACAGAAAAGCUGCUUGGAACGCUUACUUGAGUAGACUAGCUCUUUGAGGGCAUCAGAUCCAGUGAUGAGAAGGCACUGAAGAGACGUGUUCUCUGGAGUCACUGAAAUGGUCAGCAGCCUCUGCUCCUGCCUGGAUCCCUACACGGCCUGUGUGGGAGACUUUGGAGUUACCCCAUCCUGCGUGGGCUUUAGGAAAUGUGACUUGUGACUACUGCAUUGGCACUAUAAUAAGCUCUUUGUAAAGCUUUUCCUGAGGGGCCUGUUAGGCCAUGACAAGUGCAGAAGACUCUGUCUCUCUAGGGCUUGACUCCUGAAUUGUCUUAAUUGCAGUGAAAUUUUUUACAACAUGAGGCUAAAAGUA
Jaculus jaculus (lesser Egyptian jerboa) is the source of this 1801-nucleotide messenger RNA. RefSeq names its product uridine monophosphate synthetase (gene Umps). The coding region runs from base 45 to 1487 and encodes 480 amino acids. The record is from RefSeq and is a predicted model, not a curated record. The transcript has 6 exons. Gene Ontology annotation, biological process: 'de novo' pyrimidine nucleobase biosynthetic process; 'de novo' UMP biosynthetic process. Gene Ontology annotation, molecular function: orotate phosphoribosyltransferase activity; orotidine-5'-phosphate decarboxylase activity. NCBI's taxonomy places the organism in Eukaryota, Metazoa, Chordata, Mammalia, Rodentia, Dipodidae.